Messenger RNA from Zonotrichia albicollis (white-throated sparrow), 736 nucleotides. The record is from RefSeq and is a predicted model, not a curated record. NCBI's taxonomy places the organism in Eukaryota, Metazoa, Chordata, Aves, Passeriformes, Passerellidae.
AUGGAGCUGGGUGCUCCUAACUUCCAUAUUCUCUGGUUUCCUGUGCCAGUUCCCAGCCCUGAGAGCAUGGCUUGGAAGGAAGGGGGCACAAGCCCACCCUCGUGUUUCAUCCAGCGCCUGGACCACCUUGUGCUGACUGUGAAGAGCAUCGAGGACACUGUGGCCUUUUAUUCCAAAGUCCUGGGCAUGGAGGUGGUGACGUUCAAGGGCAACCGCAAAGCUUUGCGCUUUGGCCAGCAGAAGUUCAACCUGCACCAGGCUGGGCAGGAGUUUGAGCCCAAGGCUCGGCGCCCCGUGCCCGGCUCUGCAGAUUUCUGCCUGAUCACAACAGAGCCCCUGGAGCGGCUGCUGGAGCAUCUGCAGGCCUGUGGGGUGGCCAUUGAAGAAGGUCCCGUGGCCAGAACUGGUGCUAUGGGUCCAAUAACCUCCAUCUACUUCCGAGACCCCGACGAGAACCUGGUUGAGGUUUCCAGGUACUGCACGGAUGUGGCUGCAGGCACUGAGGGGCAGCCCUGACCACGGCCCAUGCUCUGCCUGGGUCCCAGCAGGGUUUGCCUGGCCCAUUUAAUGGUCCAGGCUUUAAUUGUGUAAACCUGGGACAAGCCUCAAAUCAUAGCCACAAAGUGGGGCUGCAAGGAUGUUGGGAGAUUUCCCAAGGCAGCCUGCUCUGCUCUGCUCUGCUCUGCUCUGAGUGUGAAUCCUGCUUUUAUACAUCUCCAUCAUGGAGAUUUCCUGG